Messenger RNA from Daphnia pulex (common water flea), 5824 nucleotides. RefSeq names its product serine-rich adhesin for platelets-like. The coding region runs from base 858 to 3131 and encodes 757 amino acids. The transcript has 6 exons. The record is from RefSeq and is a predicted model, not a curated record. NCBI's taxonomy places the organism in Eukaryota, Metazoa, Arthropoda, Branchiopoda, Diplostraca, Daphniidae.
UACAGGCCAGUGUUUUAUUGGACUUCGUUUCCAAACGAGCGACGAUCCGCGAUCAAAUUGUUUUAGUGGAUUGUAUCCUACCUGUUGGCGUGUGAAGUGUCGAGGCUUGACAUUGGGGGAAUCGAGUGCCAGUACAGGGUCGUUUUUUAUGUGGUCAUUCGCAAAACAUUAGCGUCCGUCGAGCUUGACUGUUGCGGCUGUCUGUGCAUGCAUGAUGGGCUGGUGAUACCUUGAACGAAAAACAAGUCUUGUUUCAUCGAGUUUUUCGCUAUUGAGUUCGAUAAUUGUCCAGUCGUCGAGAUCCACUCGGCUGAAAUGGCCGAGUCCAAACUUUUGUCCUCCUACCUAUGAGUGUUGUACAAGCGCAUUUCCGCACGGAAUAUUGUCUCUUCUUUUUUCGCUCACGGAGAGGUGUUCCCCCCCCCCUUUUGUAUCCGUCUAGGAAUACAGCAUGUUGCGAUUAGCCAGGUGAAUAUAGACUCGAGCGUCAGUCGUGUCCGUACGUUUUGUCUAUCCACACACAACUGCCGGCCACCCUCCUUCCGCUCGAAAUUCAGCCGCAGGAGUUGAGCCACCUUUUCCGGCCAGUGCUGCUGCUGCUGCCGGUGUAUAAUUGAGGUUCUCAUUCGGAUGUGUGAGCAGCACAUUGCUGCCAGCACUUUGUUGCAACGCGACGACCGACCGACCGGAUUAUUCUUUUAACAAGGUGCUGCUGACAUCAGCCGAUUCUCAAAAAGUUUCUCUCUCUGCGGAUUAUUGCGUACACAAAUAUUCCUUGGAAACACGUUCGUCCUGCACAAUGGAGCAGGGUUUUAACCCUCUCAUCGUGAGUCAACGGUCAUCGAAGGACGGUCGCCAUGCUCAAGUGGAUUGCACAAAAGGGGAACAAUCCCCGCUCUGCUUCGCCGUCUAGGUCUAAUAAGACUCCCGAUAGCAUUCACGACACUAGUCCUUGGCUUACAGACGAUCCCUUGGCGACGAUCAACGUCAACACCAUCUUGGAUAUCAACCGGAAAUCGGGGGCGUCCAGGCGAAAAUCCAAACCGGACCAAGUGUACUCGGUUACCAGGAUGAACCCGCUGUUUGUCGACACGCCCAAAGAAAUGCUGCCGACAAAUUUAAGCGAAGGUGAGAAAAGAUUAAUGGACGACAGCCGAUCGUCCAACCGGAGCGAGCAGUGCCAGACGCCCAGUUCGUCGGGUUACGAGAGCGCCGACCCGGUGAAGCGUCUCGGCAACACGACGUCGAAUCAUAAGAAUCAGCCGGUAGUUCAGCAGCGACAUCAGCGUCACCACCAGCAACACCUCGUCGAGCUGAGCCCGGCCAGUGAUUACAGACGUCAAUUCGUAUUAGGACCACGGCUCGAUCGAUCGUCUCCACCGAGGAAAUUGACGCCUGAUGUCGCCACCGCAGCCGCUCCUGAUGGCCCCAUACGGAUCGGCAAAGCCAAUCUGCUUCAUCACAACUCGCACUACGUAACCCGGAUCCACAUGCAUCCGCCCCCCGCUAAGGACAUAACCAGCAGCAGCAGCGCCGAUGAAGCGUCCAAGCAAAAGGCCGUCGACGACGAAUGGGAGAAAUACGAGCAGAGUCACACCGGUGAUUUUUUGAAUGUUUCCAGCAAGAUUCCGCAUCCCGUUUGGCCGGCUAAUAAUCCUACAGUUCAGCGCAACAAUGCCUCCGUCGCCACUUCGGCCAUUGUCCAGCAAAACGAAAAUUACGUGACGAAAAUUCUGAUCGCCCCACGGACGGUCGAGAAGAACAAGGACCAAGGCCAGCAGCCCGAGGCUUUCGAUUCGAUCGUAACGGAUUCCCUGCUCGUCAUGACGAGUUAUGAUGACGGCCAAUCGAUCGACGAUUCGACUCCGGAGCAGAUCGUAACGCCCGAAUCAGCUGCUGAGCUCUCGGAAAUACGUCAACUAAGCCAAACUAUUAGCCAAAGUCGGGUGGUGGCCACCGUGUCCCGCGCCCUGAGCAAAAGCGGAUCGGCCAGCUCGGAAACGUCGUACCCGACGACUCCGUCCAGCAAGAAUACCGAGAUGGCCAGUUCGACUGCUUCUUCCGCUUCUUCUUCUUCUUCUUCUUCUGUCGGUGGGUCAAUUGCCAGACGAAUUUCAAUGAUGAAGGAGCGCUGGGACAAAAGUUCUCGUCGCCGCUUGUUGACGGAAAGCGACGACGACGAUCCGGCGUUCCUUACCCGCCGACUGGAUCACGUCUACAUCCCCCAGAACGGUGAUGUCAAUUUUUCCGUCCAGCCAAGAAACAAUUCCAACGUUGGCGACUUGCCUUUCUCUUACCUUGCCGGUGUUUACCAUCCGGCGACCAUCACCGAAGAAGUGACGGCCAACGACAGUCAAGUCCACGCCGUGAUCGUGCCAUCCGACCGGAUGCCUCUCUCUCAUUACGAUCCGUUUGAACAGGAUCGACAGUCCAAUUCGUCGUCCCGUUCGUCCGGGUCGAGGCGGGUCACAUUUUCGGCUGACACGGUCGACAACGAGCAGUCCACUAAAUCAACAAACUCCACGGCAAGUGGAAGCAGUGCCGGAAGCAUCACCGGAAGCACCGCCAGUGAUAAAACAACGUCUAACCAUUGUCCAAACAUCAUGGAAGAGUUGAAGCUCAAUCCGCAUUACUUACCGCACCGCUACCAGCCCGCGUCUGGCAGCGCUAGCGACGUCCUCUGCUCUGGCGGCCGUUUGGCUGGCUAUUACUCUUACAAUUUACAAGCGCAAUUAGACAACUACAAUGCCAAGGGACAGGCGGAAAAAGUGUCCACAUGGGAGCAUUAUCAUGGCCAGGAUGUUUCGCCUUCCAGCAGCAAGCAACCGACGGGCCCUUAUUCGCCGGUCCGGCCAUCGUCAUCUGGCACUGUCCGAUUGGAUCCUUACAAUAAUUUACAGUUCCAUCCGAAUUACGGCGCCGCCGCCUGUCAAGAAAGGUCAAUUUGCGUGGACUUUACUCUAGACGGCGUGGAAGAGGCUCUGCUUCAGCGUCGCUCCGAUAGCCACAAACUUCGUCGCCGGAUCUGCUGUUGUUUUCUGCUUUUGCUCUGCCUGGUCGUCCUGGUCAUCGUCGUCAUCGUCAUUUCGCUCUAUCUUUCCCAGGGUCAGCGCAUCUUUGGCUCCGUGUAGAAAACAGCUGGCCGGACUUGUAUCCGGCUCCGCGCAAUCUGCAACACUGAAAACCUCUUCAUCCACGCGCCCGUCAAAUCUAAUGUCCGCUGCCGAUUCUAUACGGACCCAAACAGAAGCAACCAGAUACCCGCCCUUUUCGGCUAAUUCUAUUUCGCUGCGCUAGCUGAUGGUAAACCCCGUUGAAAUCCAAGUGCUUGAAGAAGAGAAGAGAAAAGAAGCAGCUCGAGUGAAAUGUGCCUCAAUUAUAUAGUGCGCCAGUGCGUGAGAGUUAAGGCAGUCGCUGUACUUUUUGACUAUAAAUGUACUCUAGACAGUUGUGGAAGCGAUUCGUCUGCUGCUGCCGCAUCCGUUUCACUCACCUUGACAUCACGACAUUAUUCGAGCGGCCCAUUGUGUCCGAAACCCGGGACGAAUGCAUAUAGCCGGAAUCGCGGCGAUGCUGCCGGAAUAAGAAUGAAAACGGAUAAUGGCGAUUAUAAUAUAUAUUCCGGCCGAAAAGAACAAGUUCCAUGCACAUGCAGCCCCGCGCGCCCUUGCUUCUGUUAUUAUUAUGAUGGGCACGCUGCGCUGCUGUCCCUAGUGGAGGAAUCGAUUUUCCGAUCUAUAAGACGAAAAUAACGAAAAAAAAAGAGGACGAAAAAAAGUUCGACAACUUUGUAGUCUUCAAAUGUAUUUUUGUUGCGAAGAGAAUAGGCAAAAGAAGACGAACGUCAACGCUUGAAGAGAACCGUUCAUGCAUAUUAUACGAGCCCAUUUCUCCUGGUUAUAUCGUAUGUAAAGCUGGAAUGAAUCCCUCGUUUCCCAUUGGCUGCAUAGUGCCGCGUAUGCAGGGCCGGAACAGCAAAAAAAGAAGACGAAAAGGGGCCAGCAGAGACGUUGGUUUCUUCCUUUUUUUUCCUCCCGUUUUUUUGUAUAUGUAGAAACGAAGAAGAGGGAAAAAGAAGAAGCGAGUUGGUUCAUCGUUCCCGCAGCCUGACCAUUUUGUACAAGUUGUUAACAAUGUGUGUCCUACUCCGCUACUCUUUCUCGCUGCCACUUUUUUAUUUUAUUUUAUUUUAUUUUAUACAUAUAUGUGUGUGUCUGUGUGUGUGUUCCUUUGACUUGUUUCUUCCAUUUCACUUGGAUGACGCCUUGUCCUUCCCGGAAAAGACGUCAAGAUGAAAAGAAAAAUUGGAAAGAGAAAGAAAGAGAAGGGGGGCAAAAAAGAAAGAAAGAGAAGGACAACAACAACGACGGAAUAUGAAAUUGGCGUUUAGGAAGAUGACGACGGCGACGACUUGGCCAAGGUCGGCCAAAAACUCUAUAAGGUCACAUGAUCGAGGAGGUACACGAACGAGCAAAUCGCGUCAUUAUACGCGGAAAAUGCGCCGUUCCUCCUCAUCAUUCGGUUAUUAUGUAUUCUUUCUUUCUUUCAUUUUCUUCUUCUAAUAUUAUCAUUUGGCAAAGUUAUAUAUUCCCGGAAUGAAGAGAGAGAGAGAGAGACGAGAGUCGAAUAUGUAAAGAUAUAUAUGUUUAUUUGGCUCGUGAACUACACCUUAUUAUUAUUAUUAGCCUUGCAAAUUUGCGUGCAGCUUUGAUCCUAUUCUCCCUCACUUCUCCCAUUGUGUGCGUUUAUAUUUCUAUUAUCUUUCUUCAUUUCCCCCCUUCAUUCGGGCGCUUCUUCAUGCUCUUUUGUUUGGUUUUGUUCCUUGGUUUUUGUUGUGUUUUGUUUCCUUUUUCCCUUUUUCUUUUUGGCUGGCCCUCCUCCCCAUCACACUGUUACAAGUUCACGUCGAGAGAGAGAGAAAGAGAGAGAGGAAACAUUGGCUCCUACGCGGAGAGGAGAGCUCAUCAUCAGUUCUGCUGAUGAGCCGAGCAACUAUUUACGAUGAAAAAGAAUAUAAUCUGAACGGAUUGUAUAAGCCCAUCUAUGGACAAGAAAGGCGGGCGCGGUUGUGCGGUGAGCUCGUAUCGAGCGACCGAUUCUCCUAUCUAUAAUGAACGCACCGCCACGACAAAAGAAGAAAAGAAACGAAACGAAACGAAAAGAAAAGAUUCAAAAGAAGAAAAGAAGAUUGUCUGUCUGCAUGGCGGCAACAUCAUUUGCCACGCAGCUUUCGAUUCGUGAUUAAAGUUGCCGAACGCCAUACAGCAGCAGCAGCCUCAUCCGUCAGAAUAAUAUGAGAUGGUGUAACUUGAUUGAACUCGACUCGAGUGAGCGCUGCCAAGAUGGCAAGAUGCAUCACGAUAUCACCGUCUAUCGUCGUCGUUGCCCUCUCUCCCUGGCUUUUGUGCUCUGCUCAACUAUUACCGUCAAAAUGAAAUGGAAAUUGAUUUGCCAAUAACUGAUGAUGUUUUACGAGUCCCGCACCGUAUAGUAUAAGGUAUUUAAAAAAAACGACGUGUGAAACGAAUCCAUUUAAAUUUGGCGCUCUCUCUCUCAUUCUCCCUCGUCUAAUGUUAUAAUAUAUUUUCUAUUUCGGUCGGGAUCUAAUCAUUUGUUAUAAUAUAUCUAUUUUUGAUUUUGGCUGGCUGGUUUUUCGUACACCGUCACGGAAUCGGAGAAAAAGUCAACUUUCAUCGACUCCCUUCUUCUUCUUCUUUUUGUUUUUUGGGGCCGUGCUUUUUAUCUAUGAAUGACAUGCGGCUAACAAUAUGGCUUACGUUUGAUGUGUGUACAUGUCUUAUUCAAUACAUGGCCUUUCAACGCC